AUGCAGUUGUCGAGCAAUGAGAUUUCGGGUCAAAUUGCCAGUAAACAAGUAGAAGUCACGGUAAACGGAAACGACCAUCAGCGUUCGCGAGUCGCGGAACCUCUGGCGGGUCGCCGAAACAUCGGGUAUUUAUUUCGCGCCGAACCCUCCUCCAAGCUCAAAGCCCCCUUGGAUUCAUCUGCCAACACCUCCAGCAUGGCUCUUGAAGCGCUGGCAUCCGCCCUGCGUACCAUCGGUUUCCCGCGCUCCCAGCAGGACCGCUUCACUCUCGCACUCGGCACAGCCGCCGUGUUAGGCAGCGCUUUUCUCCUCCCCGCCGCUUAUCGCGACUACCGCACGUUCAAGUCCUAUGGCCCCGGAGGCAUUCCCAAUAACCUGCUCGGAUGGUUGACGGUGCGCACACUGUUUCAACCCUUUGGGCGCGAAAUGCUCAGUACGGAGGUGUAUUUGCGCCGGAUCGAUGCGGCGGAGGGCCACGGCAAGGGCGAUGACGGGUACUUGACACUGUCGGAGGAGCAGCUGCAUGCGCGCGAGAAAGAUGGCCGGCCGGUCGUCGGGCCGCAUGUUGUGCCACAGAGGCAGAUCACGCAAAUCCCGGACGAGGACAUAAUGGAGAAACUAUGCACAUCAUUCCGUGCGUUUGGGAUGCGCAAUUACCAUCUCGUUAAAUUCGAACGAUCCAACCUGGAAAUGCAUGCAGAUGGUCUCUUCCUGGCCGACCACUUGCCCAUCACUGAUAUCGCGGAGACAAUGAAAGGCGAGGUUGCUCAUCUUCAUACGGGAUACGACCACUCAAUUCAUUGUAUUCUGUCUCCGGCCGAUUGUCUCAAAAUUAUCGAGGCCGGAUGGGGCCAACGCCACGCCUUCUCGGGGACUUCCGCCCUGACAUUCCUCAGUCUCGGGACGCUACCCGAUCUUCCAGCCGAAUAUGUUAUGAUCUACGCUCCGCGCGAUGAAGCGGAGAUUGAGAUUGUAAUGGGAAUUGUUUCUGCGUCGGUCAAAUUCAUGACUGGACGAGAGGAUGUGCGGUAG
Molecule: messenger RNA, 1032 nt
Organism: Penicillium macrosclerotiorum
Lineage: Eukaryota; Fungi; Ascomycota; Eurotiomycetes; Eurotiales; Aspergillaceae
Exons: 3
Coding region: 1-1032 (343 amino acids)
Source: RefSeq, a predicted model, not a curated record